Molecule: messenger RNA, 1267 nt
Organism: Moneuplotes crassus
Lineage: Eukaryota; Ciliophora; Spirotrichea; Euplotida; Euplotidae
Source: the annotation of a GenBank genome assembly
AUGGAAGGUGAGAAUAAUCUAAUAGAUGACCAAAUCAAGGAGCUUAGAGGAUACAACAAAGUUCUUUCAACCAACGGAAAACGGAUGUUUGGUAUUUCAGAUGCAAUUAACAAAGAAAUUGACAAAAUCCAGUUCCUAUCAAACCAAAUCGAAAAAGCUAAAAUGAGGAAGAAACCCAAGAAGAUUGAGGAAGAAGAGGAGCCAGUGAUUAGUCACACCAACCUCGCUUACACUUUAUUCCAGCCAAAGUCCUCCAGACAGAUAGUCCAGGAUAUUAGCCGAAGAGUUCUGGAGAAAUGUAACUUUACUUCAAAAUAAGAAGAUGAUAGAGAGCUUGUCCAAGGGGAAAAAUGACGGAAAGCUGCCCAAAAUUAAGAAAGACCAGAAGAAAACCGGUAAUAAUAAGGAAGAGAGCAAAAAGAAGAAGGCUAAAGAGAAGAGGAAGAAGGUCAUCCAACCUCCAAAAGUGCAACUUACUGAGAAAUUAUCUAAGAAUUCUAUCUUUGGAGCAGUCUCUAGGACAACUAGGUCGAAGAUUCUUGAUCCUGAGAAGGUGGCACCUCCCAUUGGACACUAUAAACCGAAUUAUGGCCUUGUCCAUUCAAAGACUAAGGCGGAUCUUAAGUUCAAGCCACUGAAGGUGAGCCAAUCGAUUCCUCAGAAGUUGGAUAAGGAAAGUGAGGGUGAAUUUCACCAAAUCAGGGAAAUGCUCAAGGAAACGAUAGAUUUUACUCCAAACUCCUCUCAAGAAAAUAUUGGUAGAAAUAUUCAUGAGAGACAUAACAACCAGAAGGAGAUCAGAUCUCUAUCUCCUAGAUGGGAUACCAACAAGUCUAUGGUGAACUUCAGUAAGCAGACCAAUAGAAUGGAUAUCACCUCCACAUGUCUUUCUCCUCAUGAGGCGAGGUUCGAGCUCCCUAAACUACCUGAUAUUAAAAAUGACAGUAAGAGAAGAAAAAUUACUUGUGAUAUCAAGAUUGAUAGAUAUUCCCCUCGAAAAGCCCUGUUCGAUACCUCAAGAUCAUCAUUUGACCUGUCCAUUGAUCCAAACAAGGAUUAUAUACUAAAGUCAUCUCCAAGAGGAAUUCCCUUCUCAAAGCAUUCUAACAAAGGAAUGAAACUGAGCAAUUUUGCCAGAAUCAAACCACUAAAGCCUAUCAUUGACAAUAACAACUUGCAUGUGAUCAAGGAUCAGGACUCAGAGAUGAUAGAGGAGCUCCUGAAAAGUAUGAAACAGAAAUAAUUCAACAGUUAAAUUCAACUUGGA